AGCCCGGAAGCACGCACGUGCGAGCCGGCGAGCAUUAUGGCGGCCACCCGUCUCCUCGGGGCGUCCAGGAUGUGGGCCGGCCGUCGACUCCAGGCCCUCCCGCUCCCCGGAGGACCUGGAGCACUCUCUGUACGGGACUACGCCAAGAAGCCAGUCAUGAAGGGCACCAAAGGCGCCAAGGGCAGUGUGGCCCCUGAGGCCCUGAAGGACCCCGAGGUGUGCACAGACCCUGUCCAGCUAACCACGCACGCCAUGGGCGUCAACAUCUACAAAGAAGGCCAGGACGUGGCCCUGAAGCCGGACUCGGAGUACCCCGAGUGGCUAUUCCAGAUGAACUUGGGUCCCCCGAAAAAGCUGGAGGAGCUGGAACCCGAGUCCCACGAGUACUGGCGACUGCUGCGCAAACAGAACAUCUGGCGUCACAACCGCCUGAGCAGGAACAAGAAGCUGUAGUGUGAGGAGGGAGCAUCUCACGGGAAGGUGCCCGGCCGGCCAGCGAGAGGGCUCGGCGGGGAAAGGUGCUUGCCACCCAGCUUGAAGACCUGAGUUCAAUCCCCGAACUCUGAUGGAGGAAGGAGGGAACUGAUCCUGUAAACUGUCAACCUCCAUAUGUGCACCUUGGCGAGUGCAGGCCAUGUGCACAGACACACACACGCACGCACGCACACACACUAAAUAAACAGAUACAAAAGUAAGUGAAUAAAGGCACCUGUGGCGAUGGA
This is a messenger RNA of Peromyscus californicus insignis, 722 nucleotides long. RefSeq names its product mitochondrial ribosomal protein L54 (gene Mrpl54). The coding region runs from base 37 to 453 and encodes 138 amino acids. Gene Ontology annotation, molecular function: structural constituent of ribosome. The transcript has 3 exons. Gene Ontology annotation, cellular component: mitochondrial large ribosomal subunit. The record is from RefSeq and is a predicted model, not a curated record. Lineage: Eukaryota; Metazoa; Chordata; Mammalia; Rodentia; Cricetidae.